Messenger RNA from Marasmius oreades (fairy-ring Marasmius), 984 nucleotides. RefSeq lists its product as uncharacterized. Bases 1 to 531 code for a protein of 176 amino acids. The record is from RefSeq and is a predicted model, not a curated record. Lineage: Eukaryota; Fungi; Basidiomycota; Agaricomycetes; Agaricales; Marasmiaceae. The transcript has a single exon.
AUGGCCGUACCAUUCUUAGUGAGUCUUUCCCUCUUGGACAUUAUGUUGGCAGCUCGUCGUCUCGCUAUCAACCCGUAUGGGGGUCAGUACCCGGAUGACGACAGCACAAAACAGGUCGUGCUCCAGGCAGACGGCUUGAAGGCAGCCAACCCCGACGACCGUCAUGUUCUCAUUCAUUGGACAAACGGGACAGAUGCCAGUGGAAAUCGCUACACCGAGGUUGUUCAUCUCACAGGCGGAGAAGGCAACUACGGCUUUUACACACCCCAAGUCAAGAGGCAUUCCGAUGAAUCCCUCAAGCUGGACACUUUUUAUGUACUCGGUCACUACACCCGGGCGCAGCGUAACCAGACUAUAACACUUGCCAAGGCUGUCCAGUUCAACAAGACCUCACGCAUCAAUAAUUGCCAGACUUGGAUGCGCGACUUAUUGGAGGCCAUGGUCAAAGGCGGUCUCCUUUCUGAGGCUGAAUUCAACAAGAUUGACAGCGGUGUUCCGCUCAAAAGGCGCAUUCUGGAGACUACUGCCUAGUGCCAUAAAGGGUUUCUCAAGUUAGUGUACUUCUCCCCUCCACUUGCACGUAACGCCCAGCACGAUCUCAUGUUCUCCGCAGCAGGAUGAAGGCGUCCGAAGAGGCAUGGUGGGAAACGUAGAAAACUUGUCCACCACCGAGAGCUCGUGACUUCCUCACAGGCUCGCUGUCUCCUCCAAAUCCCUCAGAUCCUUCUCCGAGUCAGAUUCCUCUUCAAGGGCAUUAGCCGCCACAGAGAGAUUUUGUGUAUCUGUAACAAAGGCAUCGAGUUAUGAUUGCAGUCGGCGUGAGAUAGCAGAAAGAGUGUCACUUUGAGUCCGAUUAUAAAGUAUUACAUAGCUGUUAGAACUUAGAAAAGCUAGAGAACCAUCAAAUGAGAGGAAGUUUUGGAUAUUAUAGAGAGAAUAUGAUAGAAUAGAUAUACCAAAUAUUACACCUUACGGAUGACAGCU